AUGGGUGUGAUUUAUUCAGAAGAAGUGGUAGCCACGAACUCCAGUGUCUUGGCAUGUAACCAUAAGCUCUCAGGAGCACCAGAAUCCAGCUUGAAGCUCAUACCCAUAUCAUCGACCACGUCCACUUCGUCUUCUAGACCAAAACUGCCAAUGAUCAGAGCCCAGCAAGUUUGGGCAGCAGAACCAAAGGAAGAGGAACUGGGAAGAAGGGCUGCGCUUCUUGGCCUGGAUGCCGCUCUCUUAACAACAGCAGCCACCACCUCGUCAGCCAAUGCCGGUAUCAUCAAGGAGUAUCUGCAGAAAAGCAAAGCCAACAAGGCACUUAAUGACAAAAAGAUGGCUACAAGUGGUGCAAACUUUGCUCGAGCAUACACGUGCCAGUUCCCUGAGAACUUCAUUGGGUGCCAAGAUUUGGCUAAAGACAAGUUUUUGCCAUUCGUCACUGAUGACUUGGAGAUAGAGUGUGAAGGCAAGGACAAGUACAAGUGUGGAUCCAAUGUCUUCUGGAAAUGGAGAAGAUAGAAAUGACACUCGUCUUCCUUCGUUCAACUAUUCUGAACAAAACUUUUAUUUCCAUCAAACUUUAUGCACCCCCACUUUUUUGUA
Elaeis guineensis (African oil palm) is the source of this 606-nucleotide messenger RNA. The record is from RefSeq and is a predicted model, not a curated record. NCBI's taxonomy places the organism in Eukaryota, Viridiplantae, Streptophyta, Magnoliopsida, Arecales, Arecaceae.